Molecule: messenger RNA, 1437 nt
Organism: Saprolegnia parasitica CBS 223.65
Lineage: Eukaryota; Oomycota; Saprolegniomycetes; Saprolegniales; Saprolegniaceae
Exons: 4
Coding region: 1-1437 (478 amino acids)
Molecular function (GO): protein binding
Source: RefSeq, a predicted model, not a curated record
AUGGAUCCGUCGCUCCAGCGCACGUUCCGCGGCCACAAGUCGGGCGUCGCCGCCUUGGCGUACGGCCCGCAGGCGCGGCAGCUAGCCUCUGGCGCCAUGGACUGCUCCGUCAUGGUCUGGAAUUUCAAGCCGCAGGUCCGCGCCUUCCGCUUCCUCGGUCACAAGGGGCCGGUCUUUGACGUGCAGUUUGCGCCGUCGGGCGAGCUCCUCGCGUCCGGGUCCCAAGAUCGCACCGUGCGCCUAUGGACGCCGACGGUCAAAGGCGAAUCGCACACGCUGAAAGGCCACGUCGGCGGCGUGCGCAGCGUUGCCUUCUCGUACGACUCGACCGAGCUCCUCACGGCGUCGGAUGACAAGUCGAUCAAGAUGUGGUCGCUUCCGACGCGCCGCUUUGUGUGCUCGUGGAAUGGCCACAGCAACUGGGUGCGCUCGGCGCGCUUUAGCCCGGACGCGCGCCUCCUCAUUUCUGGCAGCGACGACAAGACGGUCAAGCUCUGGGACAAGGCGACCCGCAACUGCAUCACAACGUUCUAUGACCAUAGCGGUAUCAUCAACGCCGUUCGCUUCCACCCGGAUGGCACGACGGUCGGCGCCUGCAGCUACGACCACAGCAUGAACCUCUGGGACAUUCGAUCCCAGAAGCUGAUCCAGCACUACCCCGCCCACGAAGGCAACGUGACGGGCUUGGACUUUCAUCCGAACGGGUACUACUGCCUCUCGACGUCGGUCGAUGGCACGAUCAAGCUAUGGGACAUCCGCGAAGGCCAUCUCCUCUACACAAUGCACGGGCACACAGGCGCAGUGAACGCCGCCGCCUUCUCGCCCGACGGCAAGAGCACCGCGUCGGGCGGUGUCGACGCGCUCGUCAUGGUGUGGGACACGGACUUGGACAAGUGCCUGCACGCGCACGAGCCGCAGUAUCCGCAGGCGCUGCCCAAGUCGCACGUGCUGCGUCACGCGCCACCGGAAGCCACGGUGAAGGCGCCGCCGUACUCUCCGCGUCGGCAGUCGCCGCCCCGCGUGGCCAGGGCACGGGAGACACCAGUGUACGCGCCGCCUCCGGUGCCGAUCUCGAUUCAAAACAACUCGCAUGAUUUCUGCAACCCAUCCGCGAUCCGGUACGACCCUGUGCCCCGCGACGCCGGUAUCCCCAAAGACGCCAGCACCUACCAACAGCCCAGGACGCCGACCAGCAACAACAACCAGCACCACCACCACAGUAGCAACCACCUCUAUGAUCAGAACGGCGUUGUGUACGAGAUGCCAACGGCAAACGAGCGCAAGGACGAGAGUCGACACGUGGUGUCGUCCAAGCCACCGAGUUCUGACGCCCGGCUACCCGAGAACCUCAGCGCGACCCCCUCGAAGCGCCUUGUCCAACCCACGCGACCGACACAAGUCCGCACUAACAAGAAGCACGCGUAUGCUACAGUUUAG